ACUCCAAAUCACAGUUGAGCUGACAGUGAUGAAUCCUGCAGGUUACCCGGGUGAUGCUUCAUUGAUAGGAAGGUAUGAAGGGAACCCUGGACAGCCUGGAGUGGUUCCAUACACCACUGUGAACAUCGUCUCUGACCCCCCCAAGGACCACAUCAUCUGGUCCCUCUGCUGCUUUGUCUACUCAAACCCCUUCUGCCUUGGACUGGCAGCUCUGAUCUUCUCUAUCAAGGCCAGAGACCGGAAGAUGGUUGGAGAUAUGGACGGUGCUCAACACUACGCCUCCACUGCACGUUGCCUCAACAUCUGUGCCACGGUCCUGGUUUCCAUCAUCAUUGGCAUUUGCUUGAUUGUAACCAUUGUCACGGCAUCCAGAGCAACCUAUACAUCCAGAGGACACAUUUGAAAUGUGUUGGAGUUUAACUGCUGCUGUGGCUUGGAGAUGCCUGUUUUUCUCUUCCUGAUAUGAUUUCUAAUCUUUAAUACCUCUGUAAUCAUAUCCUUAUCUUCAUUUGUGUUACAGAAGUCUUAAUUUGAACUAAUCUGUCUGUCUUGAAUGCCAAUUUGUUAUUUGUCAAAUGUCUGGUUUGACACUGUCAGUAAAUUGAGAUUUCCUGUCUGCCUCUGUCUUCACAGUUCUUUUGUACAAGAGAGCCGUUUCUUCUGUCUGUGUCAUAAUUCUUUCAAAUUAAAGAACUUCUCCAACCAAA
Messenger RNA from Larimichthys crocea (large yellow croaker), 707 nucleotides. Its product is annotated as dispanin subfamily A member 2b-like. The record is from RefSeq and is marked provisional. Gene Ontology annotation, cellular component: plasma membrane. NCBI's taxonomy places the organism in Eukaryota, Metazoa, Chordata, Actinopteri, Sciaenidae.